Messenger RNA from Rotaria socialis, 5196 nucleotides. Lineage: Eukaryota; Metazoa; Rotifera; Eurotatoria; Philodinida; Philodinidae. The record is from the annotation of a GenBank genome assembly.
AUGACCGAAGUCGAAGAUACAACACAAAUAUCUAAACCAUUAACAUUUGAACCAUUAAGUUCUCUUCCAAAUGAUACAACCGUAACAACAACUGAUCAUGAUGAGUCUCGGCAACAAAAAACCAUUGCAAGUGACUUAACAACAAAUAUUAUAACUGAUGAAAGUAAAGCAAUCAGUGAAAAUCAUCAUGAAAAUAUUGACAGUAACGGCAUGAAUAAUACAGAUGAAUUAACUUCUAGUUCUUCUCCAACAUCAAAGCAGGUAAACAAUCCUGAACAUACAACGAGUAAUGGCGUUCACAGUACCGAUGAUUUCGAUAAUGAAGAUAUACAAAAGAAAAGGAGUGGUGUUAUUCAUGACAUUAGUUUAGGAUCUGGUGAUGAUACAAAUGCUUCACGAAGAUCAGUAACUUCUACUCAUCUACAAGAUGGUCAAGUGAAUAAUUCAGCGCCACAUACUACUGAUCCAUCAACAGAAAUAGAUCAAACAUCGCAACCCUCAACUGAACCACCAAUUCGACCAACGAGUGUAUUAGCUUCAGAUGAUCAUCAUGUAUCGAAUGAAAAACGAUUAUCAUCAUCUGUUCAACAAGUUGAACCUGCAUCUGACGGCAAUGAUCAUCAUGAAACACAAGAAGAUUCAACAAAAACGACUACUCUUAUUGAUAGUACUGUUGAUCAACAUCAAUCAGAUGAUGAAUCGAUACAUAGAAAAACAGAAACUAUUGAUGAUGAUCAUCAUCAUCAACGACCAUCAAGUGCUAUGAAGCAAAGCAUGCUUGAUGAAACAACAAAUUUUCGUGCAGCAUCACCAAAACCGUCAUCUUCACGAGCACAAUCAGCAACUAGUAAACGAUCAGUUCAUGUUACACCAGAAGAACCUUCAACAUCCGGUGAUGAAAAACGUACCGAUAUGAGUCCAUCAAAAUUAACACCUGAUGCUGGCAAUGAUACUGAUAUUGACAAUCAAGAAGUAGCAAAUGUUGCUCGACGUCCAUCACGUGCGAUGUCACCAUUGAAUCGUCCACGAUCACCAACACCUAAUGACUCACGUAAAGCAUCAAUAAAUAUGGAAAGACCAUCAUCAGCUCAUGCUACACCAUUACAAUCGCCAACCGAUGAUGAUACAAAUCAUUCGGCAGUAGAUCAUGACCAUACGAUAAGCCCAACUGUCGAUAAUAAUCAUAGAUCUAGCUCACCAGCUGUAUCAAAUAAUAAUAAGCAAGAAGAUGACGACGAACAAAAACAAACUGUUGAAGCGCCAACAACGUUCGUCUCGUCAGCAUCACGAAGAGAAAGUACAAACACACAUGAUCAACAACAAACAUCUCGGCCAACAAGUGCUUUGAAAACAAAAUCUGAUGAUAAUUCAUUUGAACCAGCAACUAGUCGACCAGGUUCUAGUCGCCUACAUGAUGUGAUAGCAACAGAUGAACAUUUAAAACUUAUUAAACCAGGUGAGCAACUUCAAACUCCAACAGAUGAAUUCGAGAAUGAACGAACACACAGUCUACCGCCAUCAGCAAUUGAUACUCAACCCAUGAUAUCAGCUGUUCCUUCUUUAGACAGUAAUAUUGCUCAGAGCGAAGAAAAUCGUUCUCGACCACCAAGUGCAGUUAAUCGUAAAAGUCCAACAAAAAGUAUGCUUAGUAAUGAGAAAGGCAUCGAUGACGAAGUUCUACCAUCAGAUGACUCGACAGAUCAUGAUAUUCAUCAACAACAAACACAUGCUACCGAUGAUAAACCGGCAAGUCGACGUGAAACUCAAGUUGUUGAGAAAACAGGACAUAUUUCUGGCAGCCGGCGAGCAAGUGCUUCUCAACAGCCCGAAGAAUUUGACAAUCAUCGGGAACCAUCAAUAACAAGUCGGGGAACAAGUAAUGAGGUACAAGAAUCAACAAGUCAAAAUGAUUUCGUAUCUGAGCAACAAAGUAACAGUCGAAGAGAAAGUGCUAAUCUUGAACUGAAACCUUCUAGCCGAAAACCAAGUGUUACGUCUGUCGAACAAACACCAAGUAAAAGAGGAAGUAUCGUCAAUGAACAACAUGUAUCUAGUAAACGACCAAGUGUUGCUUCAGAUCUUCAUAUUGGCAGUCGUCGAGAGAGUACUAAUAAUGAACCACAAAUAGAAAUCAAGCGAGACAGUACUGUCUUCGAACAAGCACAAGCUAAUCGAAAAGGAAGCACUACUUCUGACGAACAACCGUCAAGCAAAAGAGGAAGCAUCACUCACGAACAGCAUGCAUCAAGUUCGCCAGAAAGUUUUCAUGAUGAAGUGAAAAUUUCAAGUGGAAAAGAAAGUCCUAUCCCAGAACAGCAAGUAUCUAGUAAACGGCCAAGUGUUGCUUCAGACGUUCAGACCGACAGUCAUCGACGAAGUGUUGUUGAUGAUAUACACACGCCAAGCAGACGAGUGAGCACAGUUAGUCAAAAAAAGUCUCCUAGCCGAAAAGCAAGUACUGCAUCCGAACACGACAUACAUAAUAAACGAGAAAGUAUUACUUCGAAUCAACCAGUAUCAAGUCGACAAGGAAGUGCUGAGAACAAACAACCAUCAUUUAGUAAGCAUGGAAGUACUGUUAGUAAUCACGAAGUUGCCAGUCGCCGACAAAGUUCUACUAGUGAAGCACAUGUAUCAAGCAAAAGAAGUAGUAUUACAUCCGAUAAGAAAAUUCCUAGUCGAAAACCAAGUAAUGCUUCUGAACAUGAAGCACCCAGUAAUACCGAUAUUGUCUCCCGAGAACAACAAAAUUCAAGUCGAGAAGAAAGUAUUAUUGAUACACGUAAAACAUUGAGCCGUCAGAGUAGUACAACUUUUCAACAGCAACCAACAAGUCAAAGAGAGACAUUAUCUGCUGAACAUGAGAAAUUCACUCAUCGAAACAGUCAUGCUUCAGAACAUCACACCUCCGAUCAUCAACCAAGUACUAAUGAUCAUCAUGAACGAAAGCUAUCGAAUGGAUCAGUUGCUCGAAAAACAAGUGCAGCUGAACGAGAACAUGCAUCUCGUCGAGCAAGUGAACAAGAAGAAAUCGCGCCAUCCAGUCGUCGAACGAGUACAAAUAAAGAUAAACAUGCAGCAAGUCCUCGUCAUUCAGAUGUAGAUAAUAUUUCUGCACCACAAGUAUCAAGCCAUCGUAGUAGUUUAAGCAAGCAAGAUAAUCAACCAAUCAGUGCGCAUGUUCGCAAAGAAAGUCAUCCAACAUCGGUGCAUAGCCAAGAUACCAAUCAUCAACAAAUAAACAAUGAACCAAAUUUAUUACAUAGAGAUCAUUCAUCAUCAGAAACAGAAGCUCCAAAUCGAGCGACAAUUAAACAUCAACGAGAACGUGUACCAGUUAAUGAAAAACGACAAAAAUCUUCAUCGUCAGUUGAUAACAGCGAUCAUCAUCAAGCAACUACUAUUCCUCGACGUUCUAGUCAACAAUCAAAACGAAAUUCAAGUAAAACUACUGAUGAAACUGUUGUAGCACCUAUUAUAAUGGACCCAUCAAAAGUUCGACAACAUAGCGGAAACCGUGGAUUUAAAGGGGAUUCUGAUAAUGAAUAUACAUCAAAAUUACCGCCUGUCAAUAAAUCAUUUCAAAAUAAAACACAUCAUUCAGAAACAGUAAAUAGACAAAAAAUUCCAUUAUCAAAUCGAUCCGAAACGCAUCAUGUAUCAUCAUCACGUUCUUCAACAAUAAGUGACAGUGCACAAAAACCGAAUUGGUUGAAACAAAUUCCUAUUCCAUCAAUUCAUUUUACUGACAAUGAAACUUCGUCAGCAAUGGACCAAGGAGUACGACCACAAUCACCAAAUGUAGAGCAAAUCGCUGAACGUAAUAAAUUAAUAACACCGCCUCCACCAAGAACAGCAAAAUCAUUCACAGGAAAAAAACGAAUUGUUACGGAGGGAUCAAGACGAAAACAACAAGGACAUUUAUCACGUCGAAGUAGCAGUGCUGACUCAGGAGCUAUUCGCAUGGUCGAUGAUGAUUCACUGGAUUCAUCAUCAGACAAUAAUUCAAAUUUUGAAACACAACGACGCCGACAUAACAAACUGAAAAAGAGAGAUGCUGAAACAAAUACUGAAGAUAUAUACGAUAUCGAACAACACAAACCACAACGUAGCUUUUUUGAUGAAAGAGAAUUAACUCCACAAAAACCAUUAAAAGCAACAAAACCACUAUCGGAUCAUUUUCAUGAUACACAUCGACAUACAUCAAAUAAAGAACAAACCUUAACAACACCUGAUACAACAUCAAAUAUAGAUACGCCUACUAUUCAACGUACAGUGAAAGUAGCAAAAGAUCACAGCCAAGACAAAGAUCCUGUUAACGUUAAUGUUACUGUUGUUGUUAAAAAGUUCGCUGGUACAAAUGAGGACGGAAAUACACGUACAGUAACCGAAGCCUAUUUUGAGCCUGUUCAACAUCCAUCGGAAAUUCCUUCAUCAACAAUAGACGAUAAAGAAAAAGCUGAAAUAUCAAACGAACGUCCUAGAUCAACCGAGCAACCACUCUUACAAUCUUCAGAACAAUUUAUUAGCUCGAAUGAUCGUCAAAUACAAUCGGAUACAGAACAGAUGACAACUGAAAAACAAAAGAAACAUCGUCGACCAAAACGUAUAUCACGUACAUGUCAAACAUAUGAAUGUGUUUUUCGUCGUAUGGAACGAGACCAACAGCAUGAUUUACGAGCAACUAGUGACACAGAAAAAAAUGUUCAAACACUUAAAUCACAAUUACGUCCAAGAAAAAAAUCACCAAAAAAAAAUUAUCCUCUUUAUCUAUCGACUGAUUCAUUCAGUAGAGUAGAAGAAUUACUACCAAAAUCAUUUCAUCAAUCACGAAAAAAUAUAUCAAAAUCAUCGGCUAUUGGUCGCAGUUUAUCACCGCAAGGUGGUAAACUCUUAAUUCUUCGUCCAACACUUCCAUUUCAUCAUACGGAUGCAGUUAAUGUUCAACGUGUAUGCCUUCAAUAUGCUAUUGAUUUAAUUCCGAAUGAUAAUGCUACACAUGCUCCAAUGUCUGCUAAUCGAAAUAUAUCAAAUGUUCUUAAACAUCCCGAACAAACAAGUAGUUUACCGAUGAUUAGUGCAUCGACAUCAGGGCUUCAUCAUAUGUCAUCAAAUAAAUCAACAAAAUCAGCAAAAUCAGCUUCAAAUAAAAGUGAAGAAUUUACCCACCAACGUAAAAAUGGUGGUGGUGUUUGA